CAGCAAGAGGGCACUUACGUCUUUUUAACGGACACAAACCGCACUCAGCUAUAAAAUCUCAGUCCACUUCCGAAACGGCGGUCUCCGGUCAGUCUCCAAAAGGCGCCGAUUCCGCUCCCGGGAUCUGACCCACACUCCCUCCGAGCAGUCAGUGUCAUCUGACCCACCCGUGAUACACGGGAAAGAUACUAUAUUCGGUACUGUUCGUGUAUAUAUACAGGAAAAGGUGGGGCCUUUGGGAGUGUCGGAGAGCUGCAAUGGAGAGCAGCAAUGGAGAAGCAGCAAUGGAGAAGCAAAGGAAGGAUAUACACCUUUUCUACUGUGUAGAGUCGGAAGAUCUCGCUCGUAAAGUCGCUGCUCAAUCCGACUGCAUUCAGCUCCAGUCUAUAAAUUGGAGGAGCUUUGAUGAUGGAUUCCCGAACCUUUUCAUUAACAAUGCACAGCAUAUCAGAGGCCAACAUGUUGCUUUCCUGGCUUCUUUCAGCUCCCCCUGUGUCAUUUUCGAGCAGAUCUCUGUCAUAUUUGCUUUGCCGCGACUGUUUGUUGCUUCCUUUACAUUGGUUUUACCAUUCUUUCCAACUGGUUCGUUUGAACGCAUGGAAGAGGAAGGAGAUGUAGCAACUGCCUUUACCAUGGCACGGAUACUGUCAAAUAUACCCAUAUCAAGGGGCGGUCCCGCUAGUUUAGUCAUCUAUGAUAUACAUGCUUUGCAGGAAAGAUUUUAUUUUGGGGAUCAUGUUUUGCCUUGCUUUGAAACUGGAAUCCCGCUGUUGAAACAACGCCUUCACCAGCUUCCUGAUGCUGACAAUAUAUGCGUGGCGUUUCCAGAUGAUGGAGCAUGGAAGCGAUUUUACAAGCAGUUGCAGCAUUUUCCCAUGGUUGUUUGCACUAAGGUUCGUGAAGGCGAUAAGAGGAUUGUUCGUCUUAAGGAGGGGAAUCCUGCCGGUCGCCAUGUUGUCAUUGUCGAUGAUCUGGUGCAGUCCGGAGGGACACUUCGUGAGUGUCAGAAAGUUUUGGCUGCUCAUGGCGCAACAAUGGUAAGCGCUUACGUCACUCAUGCCGUGUUUCCUAAGCAAUCAUGGGAGCGAUUUACACACGAAAAUUCCGAAGGCUCAGACAAGGGCUUUGCUUACUUUUGGGUCACAGAUUCCUGCCCUCUUACUGUGAAGGCCAUUGCCGGCAGGGCUCCUUUCGAGGUGCUGAGUCUUGCAGGAUCCAUUGCAGAUGCCCUUCACAUCUGAAGCUUGUGGGGCCACUUCUGUUACAGCGGCAACAGCAGCUGAUGGACCAAUCAGAGAAUUUCAGGUGGUGGCUCAUUCAAAACAAUCAUUUUGGUAGAAAUGCAUGUGGACUAAAACACUAGAUUAUGUAUUUUUAAUUGAAAUAAUCUAAAAGCUAUUAUGGAUAUUUGAACUAUAUUAUCUACUUGUUAGCUGAUUUGUAUCUUGGGGCAUCCAAGCCUUUCAAUGGUUUUAUUUUCA
Molecule: messenger RNA, 1481 nt
Organism: Magnolia sinica
Lineage: Eukaryota; Viridiplantae; Streptophyta; Magnoliopsida; Magnoliales; Magnoliaceae
Product: ribose-phosphate pyrophosphokinase 4-like
Exons: 7
Coding region: 258-1241 (327 amino acids)
Biological process (GO): 5-phosphoribose 1-diphosphate biosynthetic process; purine nucleotide biosynthetic process
Cellular component (GO): ribose phosphate diphosphokinase complex; cytoplasm
Molecular function (GO): magnesium ion binding; ribose phosphate diphosphokinase activity
Source: RefSeq, a predicted model, not a curated record